Molecule: messenger RNA, 1383 nt
Organism: Peniophora sp. CBMAI 1063
Lineage: Eukaryota; Fungi; Basidiomycota; Agaricomycetes; Russulales; Peniophoraceae
Source: the annotation of a GenBank genome assembly
AUGGACGGCGACGAUGAUAUUGAGUCCCUUCUGCUCAUCGCUCAAUUGCAACUUGACGACGCUUCAGAGGCGCAAUCACGCUCUACUGGCAAGCUCCGUGAGGGUUCGCCAUCCAGCGACCUUCAACUAGCUCUCGAUAGUCAGGUCGCCUUCCUUCAUGGAUACCAGAGGCUGCUCGAGGACAGGAAGCUUGCUCAAAGCAUCGAUCGCGCUUUGGAACAGGAUCAACGUAUGCUCGGGCUGUUUGCCGCGGUAGACCAAGGGGAGCAAGAUGAUCGACAGGCAGCACUGGCUCUAUCGCGCGGCGAGCGACUUCCUCCUGAAACUCAAUCUCAGCGCUCUAUGCCUGCAGUGGUUGCUCUGGCAUCGCAGCUAGACGCCGAAGAAGAUCGCGCCGCAAGUGACAACGAUGAGGAGACGCAGGUAGGGAGCGACGCUGGCCCCGAUUGGGAUUCAGACGAGACGGCUUCUAUGCCCGGGGCUUUUGUACCCCAGAUGCGCAGGCCUGCAACCUCCAGGGCUGAGGGUAGCCACGGUGGUCGCGCCGAAUGCAUAAUUUGCACUGAACGCCGUCGUUCCUCUGCCAUGUACCGCGCGCCUUGCGGACACCUGUACUGUCUAGGAUGCCUCGUAGACCUCGUCGAAGCCUGCACGCGUGACGAAACGCUCUACCCUCUUCGAUGCUGCCAGCGCGAACUUCCUGAGGAAGACGUGUUACGACGUCUGACCUCUCGUUUGCGAACCAAAUUCAGUGGGAAGGCCGUUGAGUUCCGGGUCCCAGCUACCCAACGUGUAUACUGCAUCAACCCUCACUGCUCAGUCUUCCUUGGUCCGGCCGGAGAAGAUAACACGUAUCUCGUUUGUCUUCGUUGCAACGCCUCAGUCUGCACCGGGUGCAGGAACGAGGGACAUUCUGGAGAGAUGUGCAGGGAGAAUGAGGCCGUGCAACUCCUCGAGACUCUGGCUACCGAUAACGGGUGGCGGCGUUGUGCGGGUUGCAACGCAAUGGUUGAGCUCAGUCAAGGUUGUUACCAUAUGACAUGCCGUUGCAAGCAUCAGUUCUGCUAUCUUUGCGGGGAGCGAUGGAAGACCUGCGGUUGCCCACAAUGGGAUGAAGGAAGGCUCUUGACUGAUGCGAAUCGCCGAGUAGUCAAUGAGCACGGCGCUCAAGCGGCAGUUAGGCAACCCGAGCAGCACGCCGAGCGUGUCCAGGAGGCGAUGUUCCAGUUGCGAACGAACCAUGCUUGCUACGCACAUACGUGGGCUUACAGGCACGGUGGUGGAAGAUGCGAGGAAUGCUCCUUCCAUCUGCCUCAGUUCUUAAUGCGGUGCCGCAACUGUCAACUACUUGUCUGCCGGCGAUGCGCCCAGAAUCGGUUCUGA